Molecule: messenger RNA, 468 nt
Organism: Mangifera indica (mango)
Lineage: Eukaryota; Viridiplantae; Streptophyta; Magnoliopsida; Sapindales; Anacardiaceae
Product: polygalacturonase-like
Exons: 3
Coding region: 1-468 (155 amino acids)
Source: RefSeq, a predicted model, not a curated record
AUGUUUAUCCCUAGAGGAAGGUAUUUGAUCAGGGCAGUGGAGUUUAGAGGACCAUGCAUGAAUAGAAUUACAGUUCAGAUAAAUGGAACCAUUGUAGCUCCUUCAGAUCACGGCCGUGCGCUCAGAAACUUGAAGAAUUGGAUUUUGUUUAGAAAAGUUGAUAAUCUUAAUAUCCACGGUGGCCGGCUUGAUGCCAAGGUUACCAGGGAAUCUGGACAGAUAUAUUGCCAAGUUGGUGCUAGAGCAGCACCUUCCAUACCGGAGAUGACUGUAUAUCAAUCGGUCCAGGUACCAGGAACUUGCUCAUCAGCAACAUCAACUGUGGCCCCUGGACAUGGUGUAAGCAUUGGCAGUCUUGCAAGGAGCUUCAAAGAAGAUGGAGUCGAAAACGUGAGACUGACAGAUGCAGUUUUCACAGCCUCGGAGUUCGAAUCAAGUCAUGGGGAAGGCCUAGCACUGGUUUUGUGA